This is a messenger RNA of Jaculus jaculus (lesser Egyptian jerboa), 555 nucleotides long. Its product is annotated as peptidyl-prolyl cis-trans isomerase NIMA-interacting 4-like. The transcript is spliced from 2 exons. The coding region runs from base 28 to 555 and encodes 175 amino acids. Lineage: Eukaryota; Metazoa; Chordata; Mammalia; Rodentia; Dipodidae. The record is from RefSeq and is a predicted model, not a curated record. Gene Ontology annotation, biological process: rRNA processing. Gene Ontology annotation, molecular function: peptidyl-prolyl cis-trans isomerase activity; DNA binding.
GAGGGAGUUCAACAGCAAGUGUAGAAGAUGCCCCCCAAAGGGAAAAGCAGUUCUGGAAAAGGGGAGAAAGGGGGUUAUGCCUCUGGGAGUGACAGUGCUGACAAGAAGGCUCAGGGCCCAAAAGGUGGUGGCAAUGCAGUAAAGGUCAGACACAUUCUUUGUGAAAAACAUGGCAAAAUCAUGGAGGCCAUGGAAAAGAUAAAGUCUGGAAUGAGAUUCAGUGAGGUGGCCACACAGUAUAGUGAAGAUAAAGCCAGGCAGGGGGACGACUUGGGUUGGAUGACAAGAGGGUCCAUGGUGGGACCAUUUCAAGAAGCGGCAUUUGCCUUGCCUGUAAGUGGGAUGGAUAAACCUGUGUUUAAAGAUCCACCAGUUAAGACAAAAUUUGGAUAUCAUGUAUUAUGGUUGAAGGCAGAAAAUAAAGCACCUGUAACCAAGAACCCAGGAUCAAUCCUAAGAAUUCUCCAGAACAUUACUGUCUACGGAAUACACCUCAUUCAUGAAUGUGUACCUUCCCUUAGAGUGCGCUAUGAUAUCAAUCUCCAGUUCUUCUAG